Messenger RNA from Gambusia affinis (western mosquitofish), 2807 nucleotides. RefSeq names its product immunoglobulin superfamily DCC subclass member 3. The record is from RefSeq and is a predicted model, not a curated record. Lineage: Eukaryota; Metazoa; Chordata; Actinopteri; Cyprinodontiformes; Poeciliidae. Bases 167 to 2284 code for a protein of 705 amino acids. The transcript is spliced from 14 exons. Gene Ontology annotation, molecular function: protein binding. Gene Ontology annotation, cellular component: plasma membrane; axon. Gene Ontology annotation, biological process: axon guidance; cell-cell adhesion.
GUGAUGCUUUAAUGAAAACAAAAACUAUAACUUUAACACAGAAGAAUAUACUGGUGAAUGCGUAAUUAGUUUGCUUUCGACUUGGAUUACUUUUUCAAUUUGGAUUUUUGGUGGUUUUACGGGCAAUAUAAUUUAAUGUGAGGAGACUGGAGGGACAAGGACCAAAAUGAAACAACUUAUCCUUGCCACAUAUCUGUCAGCCUUAAGUUGUUUGGCCUCAGAACUGUCUUUCAUUUUGGAACCAAGUGAUGUGAUCGCAGUAAGGGAUCAACCGCUCAUGCUGGAUUGCCAGGUGCAAGGCGAGCAACCGAUUACAAUCACAUGGCGUAAAAAUGGGUUGCCCUUACCCUUCAGCCCACGAGUUGAGGUACUGGAAAAUGGAACCCUGUUAAUCCAUAGAUUCCAGAAACGCAGAGAGGGGACUGAUGCAGACAUGGGCGAGUAUGACUGUGCUGCACAGAAUCGUUAUGGCUUGCUGGUGAGCCGCAAAGCAAAAGUUCAUUUGGCAUCUCUUCCAAAGUUCCACACUCAUCCAGUAUCCAUGUCUGUGAAUGAGGGAGGAGUUGCUCGUUUCCAGUGUCAAAUAAAUGGUAUUCCUGAGGCUACUAUAACAUGGGAAAAAGAUAAAGGACUACUGAACACUUCUGACAGCAGGUACACUCUUCUUCCAAUGGGUAUCCUACAAGUAACAGGUGUAAGGAGGGCAGACACAGGGAUUUUUCGCUGUGUUGCCACCAAUAUUGCAAACACUCGUUACAGUCAUGAGGCCACACUCAAUGUUACAGGUGGAGCUCCUAGAAUCUAUAAGGAGCCAGUCAUCCUGUCUGGGCCCCAGAAUCUUACCAUCACUGUCCAUCAGACUGCCAUUUUGGAGUGCAUCGCCACAGGAAACCCUCGGCCCAUAGUUUCUUGGAGCAGGCUAGAUGGACGUUCUAUUGGAGUGGAGGGUAUACAGGUACUCGGGACGGGCAACCUGAUGAUCUCAGAUGUUACCCUCCAGCACUCUGGUGUUUAUGUGUGUGCUGCCAAUCGGCCUGGUACCAGAAUGAGACGCACAGCACUGGGACGCCUGGUGGUACAAGCUCCACCUGAGUUCCUACAAUGGCCACAGUCAGUGUCCAGACCAGCAGGGGGCAGUGCUGUAUUCACCUGUGUUGCUCAGGGUGUCCCUGAUCCCCACCUAAUUUGGCUGAAGAAUGGCAAAGUCUUGAUGCCAGGACAAACUGUCAAGCUGACAAAUAACAACAGUACAUUAGCUCUGACCCGUAUAAGCUCAGAUGAUGAGGCUAUCUACCAGUGCAUCGCAGAGAAUAGUGCUGGUACUAACCAGGCUAGUGCCCGUCUAGCUGUGGCCCAAGCUAAAGAUCUGCCUGCUGCCCCCCAAGGCCUCAUGGCGAGUGCUUUGACCAUCAACUCCCUGCAAAUGACAUGGAGUCCUCCGCCCAUCAGCAUCGCUGAUAGCAUCAUCGGAUAUGUCUUACAUAUCCGCAAACUGGGCGAACCUGAUCAUAUGGAACUGCAGGAGGCCAUAAGUAAGGACACUUUUCAGCACGAUGUAACCAACCUGGAGCCUGGCACAACCUACUCUCUCUAUCUGAAAGCCUACUCUUCCUUGGGGGCAAGCCAGCAGUCCAACAGUGUGAUUAAAACAACACUUGGCAGUGUCCCAGCCCCACCCAUCUGCUUUACCAAGGUACUUAACUCCACCACUGUGCAAGUCUUCUGGGAGCUACCUGCUAAGCCGGGCAAAGUUGAGGGCUUCAAAUUGACAUUUCGCAGAAUCCCCCUCACUGACUACCAUGAGCCAAUUGAACUACCUUUUCAUGCCUGUGCUCACACCAUAUCAAACCUUGAACCUAGAGCUGUGUAUGAAAUUAAACUGGUGGCCUACAAUGGAAACGGAGAGAGUGACUCCUCCAAGAGGCUGGUGUCGCUUGCAGGGCAAGGCAUAAGUGACCAAAUCAAUAGUGGAAACAGGUUAUGUGAGUGCAGGGAUGCUGAAGCCUCUCUGGGCAGCGUCGUCAUUGGGAUUCAUAUUGGCACAGCCUGCAUAAUCUUUUGUGUCCUUUUUCUCAUAUUUGGAUACCAUCGCAGCCUGUUCUGCAGUGAAGGGACUCAGGUCAACUGGCCCAUACCAAGAUUCCACGGAGGACAGAACAUCCCUAAAGGGGGAACUCACUACCCCCACAUGGAGUCUGAAGCUCAGCAGAUGGUCUGUCCUCCACGUUGCCAAGUUAUAAUCGAGCAGAAUCCGACAGGUGUUUCUGGCAUGGGAACUGGCUGACAUUAGUCAAUAUUACCACUUCAUCCUCCUUUAUUUUCUCCCCUACACUUCUUUCAAUGCCCAGUUUAAAAUUGGUAUAUUAUCCAAAAACUUCAACUAGUUAUGUGCUCAUUUGUAGACUAGGAUAUAUCCUGGUCAUUUAUAAGCCUGAAGCCAAUCUCUACCUCUAUCGCAGACCAAAGCUUAUUGCCCUUAUUGUUGUGCUGUUGCACAUGAGCUUCAUUCUCUGUUAACUUGCCUGUGUGCUGAGAAAUUAGUGUUUCUCCUGAUAAUGACUUACGACAGAAUUAAGUUUGUAUUUACACCAAAGACAUGUCACUUUUUCACUAGAAGUCUGCUUCAUAACCAAAAUAUUCUAGUCUACCAAUCUUUGGUGAAAAACUGACAUGUCAUGAUGUGUACUACAGUUUAAAACCCCAAACUGAAACCAAAUUUUAUUAUAUGGCUGAGACUAUAUGAUGUAUGUUGGGACAACAUUCCCUUCUAAUCUAAAAGCAAAACAGUGGCCUCUGGAAACUUUUUG